CGGCUUCGACGGCCUCGACGCAGGGCACCGAGCGACGCGCGUGCUCGCCCGCAGCGUGCUUCGAGGAGACCCUGAUCGAGGGCGCCGCACUUGCCGGGCCCACACCGAGCCGGCCGGCCUCCUGUCCGUCCCCCGCGGUGCCGGCGUCCGCUCGCCCACCGUUCGGCUUGGUCACGGACGGGCUUCGCUUGCUUCCGCUUCUCGACCCACUCUGAGCCUGAGCCGAGCUCUCGCGCAAGCUGGAUCCUCGACUCGAGCCUCGAAGGGGAGCGGCGUCGCCCGCGCCGACCUACCGCACCGUCGCCUCGCCUCCUCCUCACGCUCGCCGGGCUCCGCCUCUCCCGCCGCCCCCACGCCGAGCCUCGCUCCUCCCGAGCAAGGAGCGCGCAACAUCCGCCGAGCCGCCGACCUCGGCCCCGCCGUCGCCGCUCGACUCGAAGCACCUCGUCCUCCUGCCCAUGGCGCACCCGCACGGCGGCGCGAAAGCGCGCGACGCCGCGCUCGACUCGGCGGCGAGGCGGCAGAACUCGGCCGACGAGGGCGUCCCACGGUACGACCCGCACGCCGCCUACCACGACCCGUCGACCAACCUGCACCCGCACGACGCGCACGAGCGGCGCGCGCCGUCCGAGGUCGACGACCGAGCAUGGCGCAGCAAGGCCGAGGUCGAGGAGUGGCGCUCGGCCCAGGUCGAGCGGCGGGCGAGCGUCGCGAGGAGCGUCGCGAGCGGGAGGAGCUCGACGAGGGGCGCGCAGGAGACGCUUGGCGGGCUGAGCGAGGGGGACCUGGCGCACAUGUCGGACGCCGAGAUCGCCCAGCACCACUUUCGCCUCGCCCAGCAGCACCUCGAGGCGGCACAGCGUCUGUCGCUCGCCGCAGCCGAGACGCCGUCUCGUUACGCCCGCUCGGCCCAGUCGUCGUCGGUCAGCUCGCUGCGCAGCCCGCAGGCGCCUUUUGCGUACGAGCAAGACUCGGCGUCGUCGAGCGCGUACGGCGAGUCGUCGUUCGGCCAGGACGACCAGCUGCGCUCGCCCGUGUCGGUGUCGUCGGCCUCGCCGAUCGAGCGCGACUUGCGGCGGCUCAGCAUCGACCGCCGUGGGUCGGCGUCGGGCUCGGGCUCGUACGACGAGCGCCGCAGGUCGGCGCUCCAGGUGCCGCCCCCGACUCGAGCGCUCGAGCCGCCGCCUCACGCCGUCCCUUCCUCCUCCUCCCGCUUCAGCACCUCGCCCUCGUCCAUCUCGCUCCGGUCCGCACCCUCGCACCCGAGUACGGAUGGCGCUCGCGCCGUGCCGCAGCGUCCCGUCCCGCCGCCGCGCCGAGCGACCGUCGGCGCCGUGAACCCGCCGGCCGCUUUCGAGUCGGCGAGUGCGCUCGCGCCGUCCUUGUACGGCGGCGGCGUCCCACUCGGCGUUCCUGAUCGUCUCGGCGUGCGCUCUGCGUCGGCCGGGUCGUCGCCGGCUGACUCGGUCGGCGUCUCGAGGUCGGCCUCGUCGUCCUCCUCAUUGUCGCCGUACUGGCCUGGCGCUCAAGCCCGAGACGCUGUCGAGCAGCAGCCGAGUCGCAGCUUUGUCGAGCACGACGUCCACGAUCCCGCCGAGGACGUUGACGAUGCGAGGAGCGACUUCUUCGACGCCCAGUCGACCAUCUCGCACGUCACCAACUCGCCGCUCCCGUCCUACUCGGACCCGUACGAGCGGCCUGCCGUGCCCUCGGUCCCCGAGGAGUACCUUCGCCCUGUCGCGUCAGCGCCGCCGGCAUCGGUCGUCGGCGACUCGUCCGGUCCGCCGUCGCCCUCGCCGUCGCACGAGCCCGUCGAUGAGUUUCACGGCUUUCGACCUCGCCAUGCCCUUGUUCCUCAGCACUACUCGUCACACCCUCCCUCGCUCUCGACAGACUCGACCGUCUCGGCGCAGCCGUCAUCGUCGCACCCGCCGUCCGUCGGGCACGGGCCUCCUCCUUCAGCACACGUCUACGCCCAUCCCGUCGCCGCGCUCGGCGGCGCGCAGCCGCACUCGUACAUCGUCGGCGCCGACGGCCGACCCAUCCCUGUCUACUCGGCGCCUGCAGGCCUGCACUAUCGAGCCGGCCAGUCGGCACCGCGCUCGGCGCUCCCUAUCCACUCGCAGCCGCUCCAGUUCGACCACUCGCUCCCGUACGCCCACCGACCGCCGCAGACGCCACGAGGACCCGUGGUCACGACUGCAGGCGUGCACCCGACCCUGACGGCCAACACGUCGCCGCUCCAGCCCUACUCGCCGCACGCCUCGCCUCUCGCGCCCUCGGCCCUCCCGACCCUCUCGACUCGGACCUCGACGGCGUGCUUUGCCCCUUUCACCGUCGGCGUCGUCCCUCGUCCGCCCUCGCCCUCGGCCUCAUCGACGACGACGGCGACCCACCGCGCGCCGUCCAUCUCGGGCCGGUCGCGCAUGGCGAGCCUGCGCGCCGCCGUCAAGAGCCCGCACGUGCGCUUCAUGAGCCCGAGCCCCGAGGCCAGGUCACGCGCGAGCGAGCCGCCGCCGCCCACGUCGACGUCCACGUCUACGUCGUCGAGGUCGGGCCGGGUCGGGUCGUCGUCGGGCGCGUCCGCCGCCGCCGCUCGCGGCCGGAUGGGCAGCUUUUUCGGCGCGAGCGCGAGCGGCGGUGACGCGCUCAGGCUGGAGCAGGCGAGAGCGACAGCCGUCGUGCCCGAGGUGGACGACGAGGAGAGCGAGGCGGAGCGGAGGAAGCGCCAGGGCGAGGCGAUGCAGCAGAGCUUUGGCAUGCUCCUGUAG
Messenger RNA from Rhodotorula graminis WP1, 2771 nucleotides. RefSeq lists its product as uncharacterized. The record is from RefSeq and is a predicted model, not a curated record. The coding region runs from base 459 to 2771 and encodes 770 amino acids. The transcript has 2 exons. NCBI's taxonomy places the organism in Eukaryota, Fungi, Basidiomycota, Microbotryomycetes, Sporidiobolales, Sporidiobolaceae.